Dermacentor andersoni is the source of this 6781-nucleotide messenger RNA. RefSeq lists its product as uncharacterized. The record is from RefSeq and is a predicted model, not a curated record. NCBI's taxonomy places the organism in Eukaryota, Metazoa, Arthropoda, Arachnida, Ixodida, Ixodidae. Gene Ontology annotation, cellular component: membrane.
GGGAGGAGCGUUGUCGAGGGGCCAAAGAAGCGAAACGUUGCUGGCCUGCCGAGUUUAUGCCGACGCCGAAGCUACGCGGCUACGCCUACGGGAAUACUUUAGUUGCAUAGUGGGUUGCCGAGGCGGCAGUAAUUGACAGGAACCGUCGGUACAAGCAAGGCGACCUGUGUAAAGCAUUAUCCACGGAACAGAACGCAAUGCACGUAACGCAGCAAACAACUACCGUCUCAUCGUCCGGCGGGAACGAGCGAUUGGCACUAUGUGCUUUCAACUUUGGCUACCUGAAGACACCAGACGGCUGGAUCAAAAUAGCCCAAGUGAUCGUGGGACUGAUAGUAAUGUCGCUGUUGAUCAAGACCUAUAGUGUAUCCUGGGUGCUGUUCCUGAUGAUGACGGCUUUUGCUUUUGCUGUCGUCAGCUUCAUUAUUCUACUUUCGGCGAUGGGCUCCUACUCUGGAUCCCUCCUCAUCGGAACUCUUUUUUACCUCAACUACCACAUUGUGGGCUUCAUCUUCUACCUUUCGGGAGGGUUGACAUGUGUUGUCAAUGCAUCGCAAUUUGCUGGCUUGGGCAGCAUCAUAGCAGCUGGGGUGCUUGGCCUCAUAGCCUCUGCCCUAUAUGCAGUGGACGUAGCCUUGACAGUCCGAGCACGUGUUUGAAUCUUCAGUGCCAACUGUCUGAUUUUACAUCUGAAGCACAGCAGUGCUCAGCUCUGUAUGCCCUUGUCUUUGCCCUCAUGUACAACUGGUGUUUCAAAGAGUUUUGACAGGUGCUGUUAAUGUCUUUCUUUUUUUCGCAUACAUUUUGCAUUUACCAAAGGAAAUGGAAGUUGAGAAAAGGUUGUGAGGGCCAGCUACUGCAUCACUGUUAUGGCGCAAUGUGUGUUGCUCAGCUUAACAGCAGUGGGACAGGCAGAGCAGCUUGUGUAUGAAGGAGUGUGUUCUAUAUGUAUGCAUGCUCUAUGUUUUGUGCCUACAAUGUGGGGGUUUAAUCUGUUCUACAUCUAAGCAGUUUCACUGAUAAGGUUCUCUUUCACUGAGCUAUAAGUAAACAAUGGCUAAUAACUUUUUUUUUUAUUUUGUGAGGGCCUUUUCAGAAAAAUCCAAACCCCUAGCAUGUUUUAAUGUACUUAACACUCAUUUCAGACACUAUUAACAGAAAGUAGCGAUGGCUAAAAUGUGGCCCCCUGAAAAGAUUCGAUGGUGGCCAGAAUGGUACUAUUCAUUUUAUUUAGAAUGGGUACCUUAAGAUUACAUAUGCAGUAAUACCAGUUUGUGAAAAUACGUAAGAAACAAUCUUUUACAAAAUGUUAUUCUGUAAAUAUUGUCACACACUUCUUGAGGUUGCCUAAUGCAGUGCAUUGUUGGAAAUGGACGCAGACAGCACAAAUGCAAGAACCUUCUUCUGCAGUUACCUUUCCUUUGUGAAAAGUGCAUUGCUGUGGCAUUACCCACUUUUAUAUUAUGCUGUACAUCUCGUGUACUUAGUUGGUGCUUAUUUAAAGGCUUAAGAGAAUCUCUGUAUCUGCUUCACUGCAACUUUUCGUACGUCAGUCCACAGAAACAGGAGCAGAGUAUUCUCUGACAAGUGUGGUCACGUUUUGACUUCUAAAUAUACAACUGCAAACUCAUGGGACACCAUAGGAGCUUAAUAUUUUAGAGAAACCGCGGCUGCUUGGCAAAGUAUACAUUGCCUGGGCAGCAGGGGGCGAGGGGGGUGAUUAAUUUCAAGUUUUCAGCUGCCCUGUAAUCAUAACCACAAAGGCCACAGACCAAAAAAUAAAUUUCAGCUGCAGCUGUGCUACAACAAAUAGAAUAUUGAGCAUAAUUGCAACUGUAAAACUCAUUUAAUUUACCAUAUAGUGGUCAGAUGUAUCAUUUUCCUAUUUUGUUCACCACCGGAUGCUGUCUGUAAAAAACAAUGUAGGGUCACUAAAAUGUGAACAAUUCUUAGCAUGUCAUGCAUGCAGCAACUUGUGUCACACAAAUUUAAAUUCUAGCUGCUUUUUUCUUGCAUUUCUUGCAACUGAAAUGCACACAUAAAUAUGGAUCGGUCUGUUCGUUUUACCUUUUAUUAUUGCUGUCAAACCUCAAUAAAAUGAACGUGGAUACAUAAAGUAAUUCUGAAAUGUUUCUUGCAGAUAUCAGUGUGUAAUAAAUAUGCGCUUAUAAUGAACUUCAGAUAUAAAGAUGAUAUUUCCAUAUCAGAUGUCACUUUGUUAUAGCUAGGCUAGAUUGUAUUGUUAUUGAAUAUAAACCUCUUUUUCGAAAAAAGAAAAAGGAGAAAUAUUUUUCUAAGCGGUGCUUGGUAUGAAUGCAAGACCACUUGCACUCACACCAAGCCAAAAGUAAAAUUGACAAAUGACAAAAGUAAAAUAGCAAACAGGCCAUGUCAGCUCAAUGGUGAAAAACAAGCUGUACACAGCGUAGUGGCCAUGCCGGGUUAUCAUGCAGUGGUGCAGAUUGCAGUUUAUGAAGUGUUAAGAGGUAUGUGUUACAUUCACUAUGUAUAUUUGUGCUCGUAAUAGUUUUAUAAGUACUCAUUUGACUAAUGCAUUUGGGUGACUAGCUUCACAGAGAGUCUCAAAUUGUAUUUAUUGUGGCACAGGAACAUGCUGUGUUAUGCUUAUGCUUUCACAAAGUAUUGAAGUAUUGUACAAAGUAAUAAAAGGUUCAGUCAGUUUCUGACUUGUUGAAAGCAAAGUCAGUGAGACAGUGACACAGUAAAGCUAGAGGAUAGUGAAUCAGUGUUGCGUGCAUAUGUCUGACGUGCUUAUACCGAAAGCUUAAUGGCAGAAAUACCCAUGUGUGUGCCCUCAUAGAGGCUAUGGUGUGUACUUUUAUACAUGUUUGUACUGUUGUGGAGUAUCGCAUCUUGUUAGCAAAUUAUAAGAAAGCUCGAUAAACAUUUGCCGUGAUUGUGUGUAGUUUUUGUUCUGUAGUGACUCACACAUCAAGAAGUUGUGCCAUGGCAGGAAUUUUGUGUACUAGUGUAGUGAAAAAUGCCACUUUUGCUAUUUCAAAUGUAACUCUACCUCUAGAGCUAUGUACCAGAUGGUAAAUGAUCCUUUUUGUCACCACUGAUCCUUGUGAUGAAAAUGUGCCCGGAAAAUACCUGAAUCAUGGCUACAUUUGAUGCCUGGAGUACGUGUUUGCCAGUGCUAUUUUUCCAGGGUACACAUAGGUGGCAAAUCCCAAUAAAUUAUCUUUGUACUGGGGAAGGCAUACUUCUAGAUUCAAUAGUUUCCAACUUGUGGUGUAGCACAUGUGAAAACAAUCGUUAUCUAGUGACCAGCAUUACUGUGGACAUUCCUAUGUAUAUACUAAAGAAAUAACUAUGUAAAUGUUCUUGAAGCACCAAGCACUUCAAGGCACUGUGUGUUCUAUAGUGUGAAAUUAACUGUGACAAUGUGAAGCUAAUGCACAGUAAUCGCAAGUGAGGAAAGACAGUGUUGGAGAAUGCUGCUCUAAAACGAACCAAAGUGAAGCAGUAACUAAGGCUGUUUAGCUGCACGCUGAGCCUGCUGUACUGCCUGCACUUGCUGUAGCAGAAUGAUGCAUGCCACAUAUUUGACUCUUUAAUUCCCGAGUUGUUUCGUAAAAAGAGUACUAAAUUUCACAAUUUUUUUUUAUUCUAGCAAAUUCUCGCACAUUAUACCCAGGUUCGAAAAAUAUAUUACAUGUGUGGUUUACUUCUUAUGUUCAACCAAAAUAUUAAUGCAAGACACUUGCUCUAAAAAAAAAAAAAAAAAGAGGCUUUCCUUCAGUUUAAGCAUAAGGCUUAAUGAAUUAUCUAAACAGAUGAUAGCGGAAGGAAUUGAAAGCAUUGAACAUUUUUAACCACCGAAAUUCAUAUGCGCAGUGAGAACCGAGUUGAAGAGCACAGCUCGCCUCCGGCAAGCGAAGCAGAAAGCUGGGCCCUGCACAAGUGCGGCUCGUCUUUGGCGUUAUUGGUACAAAGAGCUAGAACGAGUAGAGCUUGGUAGAUAAAGGGUAAUGUCCUUGUAAGCCAAGAUGGUGUAUGUAUAGCAUCAUGGUGCAUUUUUAUCUUCAUUUCCUUUGGUAUACUACCUUUGGUGUUGUUUGCACAAGAGAGGAGCAUCAUGUUUUUCUGUCAAUGCUUGCACUUGGUACUAGCCCUUGGUAUUUCUUAGCACACCGUCUGUUACAAUACCGUUUUGUUUAACAGUAGUGCCUGCAAAUUUCAGACAUCUAAACUACAGUUUGACUUGCCUUGGAGAGAAAGCCUUGUUCUUGUUAAGUUCAGAUUAGUGGCAUCUAAUGUUCCUGCUGUCAUCCCUCACGACAAUGCUGCUUAGACAUGGUGGUUCUAGGUUCUCUGAGAACCCAUGCCAAAAAAGUAAAGUAAAUGAGACUGCAGUAAAAACUUAUUUUUUUGGUGGGGGGCAGACAUGUACUGACAAGUAAUUUAGCACUCCACACAAUACCUAGUUUGCACUUCACAGUGUGCCGAAGGGUACAGAACAAGCAUAUUUCUGACAGGCCUUUCAAGAGGUCAUUUGGAAGAAAGGACAAGAAAAAGGCGCCUUUUAUUUAAUGGAAAAUAAUAAUAAUAAUAAUGCAAAGUAAAGUUGCAUCAUAUGCUAUGUUCCCACACCAUAAAAAAAUAUAAUAAUAAUAAUAAAUAAUUGUGAUUUGUGUACCAAAAUCACGAUUUGAUUAUAGGUCACGCCAUAGUGAGGGACUUUGAAUUAAUUUUGAUCACCUGGUGUUCUUUAAUGUGCACCCUAUGGACGGCACACAGGCGUUCUAGCAUUUCACCCCCAUUGAAAUGCAGCCACUGCGGCCAGGAUUCUAUCCCGACAUUGUAAAGUAUCUGUCUUGUGCGCUAUAAGUAAAAAAAAGCUGAUUUUGUGGAGUGACAACUUUGUGAGUGUAAGAUAAGCAUGUAGGUGAUGCAGAGGAAUUAACAACAAAAUAAUUGAAUAUUGCAUAAUUUCUUAAGAUUUCGUAUUUUAUCAAUAUAUUUACAGAUAUUGGCAAAUAUAGGCCAUGACCAAACCAGUUAAUGGUUAAUAUAUACAUAUAUAGUAAGUUACUUUUAAUUGAAACAAACAGAAUUAUGUUUGUGCAAGUCUAUUUGCAUAAAAAAAUUGAAGAAAUCUCUGUCUCACUUUGCAAUGACCGACACCGACAAUUGCAGAGCCGUUUUUGUCGACUGAUCCACACUUGUGUGGCUCCUACUCACUGGGUCAUCUGUGUGGCCACCACCUUCUCUUUUUGCUCACAUUUGCCUUAUGUUGACAUUUCCCCUUGGCCUUAUUUUCUGUCACCUACAGCAUUGCACAUCUUUAAUUACAAUUUUACAAGUUUUAAACAGCAUGAACUAUGCUGCUUGAGUGUACUAGCUGCUGUUGCCUCUGAAAUAUAUGCAUAGAUGCCACUAAUUUCCCAGUCUGCAUCGCACAAAAGCUUUGUGGUCAACAUGUUGAGCAGCAAGAUUUAUAUUGCUGCAGUGGCAAGAGUUCAAUCCUUAGUGGUGGCAGUAGGCAAAGCUUUGUUCAUUAUCUUCUCCAACAUAAUGCAUUCUGACCACACUGCCAUUGAAACCAAUCCUUGUUUUUUGCGGCAAAGAUGGCUCUACACUUGAAAGAGUGCAAGGCCUAUUUUUAUUUCCAGUUUGCAUUGAGAAAAGGUACUUGCACAAACAUUAUGUGACAUAUAAUUACCUUCAGGGUCAUUUAUGAGCUUUUAGUUCGACAAAUUUAAACGCUGUGACAAAUGAGUACAAAUUUUUGUUAUUGGAUUCUUGGCAUCAUGCAAAUUCAGUAAACAGCUGGCUGUGUGGCUAAAGAUCUGGUGUGAGCAUAUAAUUGGUGACUACUGUGUCGUAGUAUAUGUAUUUUUAAAUGAUAAUGUAAGCCUUAUCAAACUACCAUGCAAGGAUUUGCAGCACACAAGGCGACAGCUCAGCACCUCCAGUUUUCCGCCAUUGCUUUACGCAACUCACAGUAAGACUGGUACAACUUCUUUACAUUAUAAUACAACCAUGAGUGUCACUCUUCUCCCACCUAUACUACAUUUCAUAAUGAUCUGACAAUGUAGUGGAAGCUGGAGCUGGCAUGGGCUUAUAAAAAGCACUAUCACGCAAACGCACAGGCAUGGCCGUUGCUAGCGGGAACACGGCAGCCCGUGGCAUCACUCUGUGGAGUGCUCCACCACUGGCGCCUCAUGAAGACUUGCGGCAUAGGCACAAUCGAAGCAAUUGGCGAAAAGCCCGGUGAGUUGUUUGUUUGCCAAGGCUUCUCGAGGUGCCAGUGAUGGCACUCCGCGGAGUGCUGCCACAAGCUUCUGUGUUACCACUAGCAGUGGCCACGCCCGUACAUGUGUCUGUACUGUAUACUCCUUUUUGUCAACGGUUGUCUAAUCAGUCUUGAUUGCUAGAGCAUGCCUUAUAGUUCCCAUUCUGAUGCCACAUCGUUGUGAAGCAGAGCACAGAGAUGCCACUGUUUUUUCGAUAAUUAGGAUAACCUUAGAUGUUAGGUUGCAUCCCUUUGCACAUCUGUUCCCAACCUUUAACCUUUAGCAAGGUGUGAGUACUCUUAUCUCUUCUCAAGGCAGUAUUGGACUGCUGCUGACACUUGCACAAUAUUAUUUGCUUCACUGCUUUAGCAGGAAAAGCUUUUUUUUUUUUCCUUUCUGCUUGCUUUUCAGAUAUAAAGCAGCAGGGGAACAUGUGGUUUCUGAAAAGGUAGCUAAUUUACUGAUGUUCUAUCUUCAGAUAUAUCUCGCUUGUGGAAUAAAGAGCUGUAACAAACUGC